AUGGGUGAGGACUCUGUGACUGAUUUAUCAAACUUUGAUGCAAAAGUCGAGGUUGAGAAACUUAUUCAAAUGCUCUUGCUAUCUUCGGAGGUGGAGAGUUCUGUUUCUGCAGACCCUCAGUUUGCGGAUUGUAUUAGCAAACUUUCACACCUUCGUCUUGACGAAUUAGCUGCCACCCCAAAGCGUAUUCAAAUGGAAGAAGACAGUAUCAGAUACAAAACGGAACAGCUUGCUGUCGAAAACUACCCGAUUUUUCUUGCUAAUGCAAACACAAGUCGUGAUGUUCACCGAGAGUUCUUGUCCAUAUCUGAAUCGAAUGUGAAUUUACUUGCAAGUAUUGCUGGUGUUUCCAGUGCUGCUCAAACUAUUUUCGAUAACAUCGGAAAAAAUGCUUCUGCUUUUCGCGUCUCUGCUAAGUUCGUUCAGAAAUACACCCAAGUUGGUACCACCUUUUGUGUUUCCUACCUAUAUUUUCUGGAGCUACCACAACUCAUGGAUACUUGCAUUCGAAACGGCUAUUGUCAGGAUGCCCUCAAUAUCUUAAGCCAUACCAAGCGCAUGACGAAAAAAUACGGUCGGACAGUGCCCAUAGUUCGGAUGGUGGGUCUUCAGGCUCAAGAGAUAAGUGGUCAACUUUUCAGUCAGCUUUGCAAACAGCUCAGAGAACCAGUUACACUGCCCGUCUGCCUGAAGGUGGUUAUAUACUUGCGACAGUUCGAAGCUUUUACUGAACAGGAAUUACGCUUGAAUUUCCUUCAAGCACGAGCUAUUUGCAUAAAAGAUCAGCUGGAAUUUGCCCUCACAAAACCGAUAGGUUUGUCCAGUUUUGAUUCCUCUUCAGCAACCAAAUCGGCACACAUUUCUGGGCAUCAGCAAGCUGAAUACAGGGCCUUUAUUCGAGCCAUGAGGCGAAUUGAAGUAACUCGAGUUCAGCUUUUCGACAGUAUCACGCAGUAUCGUGCCGUGUUCGCUGAUGAAGAGGCCUACUCGUCUAAAUUGACUGAUCCACAUCAACAACCAGUCCUUGCGGAUAUCUCUCCACUCCACAUAGACGAAACUGCUCUGACACUACGGGGCCUAGCAACAAACGGUAUUGAUUAUCUCGGUCCCUCCACCGAGGCGAGUCUUUUCCACUCUUGGCUUGUGCAUCAGGUUGGUAUCUUUCUGGAUGGCUUGAACGGAGAUCUCAACACUCUCCUCAGCCUUCCUCACUUCACACCCUCUGAGAUUAGUGACAGGAUUAGGCUAGCCAUGGCCAAUGACUCGAUUACCCUUGAUAGCGUGGAUGCACCUACAACCUUCCAACAGAUCCACUCAGUCAUGACUCAGGCACUCUAUUUUGGUCGGUCGUUUGCUCGAAUUGGUUGCGAUUUUCGAGCUCACUUAGGAGCAAUUUUUUCUCGUGCGACUUUGAAUUACUUUGAGGCUCUACUGACAAAUGCACUGAUAGAAUUGAGUGCCACGUUGGAACUAUGGCCUUGGGAGUUAUCAGAACUGCCCUUUAUGACUAAUCAACCAGAAAGCACAAGUCCUGAUGAGUUCUCGGCUCCCAUGGCUAUCGCGCUUCACCCUCCAAUCGCUUUCUUUUGUAAUCGCCUGCUUACUGCCUUUAAUGGCCUCUGUAUUUGCUGUUCCGUUGGACUCAGGGAUGGAGUGCUAUCAGCAAGCAUUCGAAUACUGAGCGGCGCAGCCGAGGCGAUCGUAGCAGCGCACAGAUCGCGCCAAUUGGACAGCGCAGCUGCACGCGCACAGAGUUCUAAUCUUGCCUCGGUAUUCGCCCAUGUGGCCGUACCCCACCUUCUCUCCUGUCUGCUGGAAUAUAUCUUCGGAGGCGAUGCGGUAGCACAUCUCUGGCAGCUGCGUCUGGAGGGCGAAGAGGAGGUCCCUUCUACUUCUCAAACUGUCUCUCUCCUCGCCCGACGGGUCUGUGCGCCUAUUUUCGUGGUAUGGGGGCAGCUGAGUACCGGUCCACUGCGAGCAGGUGACACCGUCAAGCAGUCAGUUAUCCCAGACACUGAUGAAGUGAGACCUACUUCAGAUGCACACGCGUCUCUUCUGACUACGGCUCUCGAAAAACGUCAACCCUCACAAUUUCAACAUGGGGAGCCGAAGGCUCUUGCAUCUUUGACUGAAGAAUCCAACGAUUUAUCCAUCGCUAAGGGAGCACCGCAUUCUCUUGAAUUAAGUCUUCUGCAAAAGGAGGAAGUGGAAUUCGAAUCAAAAGCUAUCGCUGCUCAUUCGGCUGGAUUUGCUCCUGUCUUUGAAGUGGAAAAAAACGAGAGUGAAGUUUUGGAGAAACCUAAUCCUUCUAUUUUAGCCAAGAAUGAGGUUGGUUGGGAAGUUGCUUCAUCUCAUCCUGAAAACGAUGGGCCUUCUGUUGUUCCAGAGGAUUUAAAGACUGCUCGUCUCGAUUCCUCUGCUCUGGAAUUAGUUGAACCUUCACUGUCUUCUACGGAGAAAUGUACCAUCCGUGGCACAGACGCACAUUUGGCAUCAAUGCAGAAAUCCAAACCAGAGGCAGUUUCGUCAACUCUGCUACCAACUGAAGUUGAAGGAUGGAACAGUCACUUGGGAAUUUGGCCUCAUGAAGAAGCUAGGGAGGAAGCCGCUCCUUGUCAAAUGACUGAACCGAAUCAAGAGGAAGUCUCGCAUGACGACGUGGAAGCACCUCCUAAAAGUCCUGUUUCUCUGUCAACUCACGAGCCAAGGAUGAAGAAUUUUACCGCACCGGAAUUGACUGUACCUCCAGUUACCAAGGCUACUGUCAAAGAUUCACAGGAAGAUAAGGAAGGGAAGGAAGUAAAUGAGGAAUCUGCAGCUGUUUUAUCUUCAAAAGUAGCAUCUACUGCAAUUGAGGAAUCAGGGCAACAAGAUGUCGAAACGCGUGCAGAAAUUGAGAGCAUUGAUAGACUUAGCUUGGAUGCUUAUAGAUCUGCAGAAACCAUGACAAUAGACGGUAAUACCACAGCCGAAAACCGAUUUAAUAAUCACUAUAGUACUUUGUUAGAAAUAGGUGAUCAAUCUGACAACGAUACAGCCCUCCAACCCUAUCACCCCUAUUCUCUUCUGAGGAAAAAUCAACCAAGCAUGGAGGACGGAAAAAAGUGUGUGCAGUCAAGCUCAACGUCUCAUAAUUCAGCCGCAAAUUCUUCUGAAGCUAGCAUGGUUAAAUUGGAACUGACGUUACCUAAUGACAUUCCUGGUGAUAAACACUUUUUGAGUGUUCAAAAGACUCCUUCAUUCGUCGAAGAGGGGGAUUCUUUCCCAACCGACAGCAAGGGCGAGGGCCUACCUAGUGUUCCUAAAAGCCCUUCUUUAAAAGGUGCAUUUUUGGAGCAGCCCAAAUUAGGUUUAACUGAUCCACCAACGGAAAAGGAAGGUGUUUUUGGGGGGUUGCAGCAGGGUUUUGAUAUUCUGGAUAAUCGGGAACCCCAGCCUUCCAUGAAGGAUAACGGCAUCUCCCCAAGUCACGAGCUUAUCAGUCCGCCCUCUGUCAAAAAGUCAGAAAACGACGACAAUAACUCUAGCAUUCUUUCCGUUUUAGAUGAUAAUGCUAAUGAAUUAAAGACACCAGCAACGGUCUCUGUUCCACCGAUGAUAACGACCUGUCCUACUUCUGUGUCAAGAGUUUCGGAAACUCUCAACGAACCUGCUGACUGGAAUGAUGAAAAAAAUGAUGGCGAUGACGGAAACUUAAUUGGCCAUUCAACGACGAACAAAAAGGUGUGUGUUUCAGCGGCUUCCAAUGAACAAGAUAUAGAUAUUCAGGCGAAUCAUGAGUUCUUAUUCCCUACAAGCGAUCAAACCAACUUUUCAAAUCAAGAAGUCACCACCGUACUCUCCGUUAAAGAAGAAAGUGCUAGUAAAGACGAUUCCAUCUCAUUAAGCGAUCUAGGCGGUGAUGAUGCUGGUGAGCUGAGCGCGUCAGCAGAGAUUUCUGUUCCAGCGAUGGUGACGAGCUGUCCUACUUCCACACUAGGACGUCCAGAUGCUGACAAUGGGCUUGCUAAUUGGAUUGACGGAGAUGUGGGGGGAGAAGCGAGUGAUAGCAGAAACGCUGAACCCGUCGAUGUCAACAACCAGAAAGCUGAGUAUUUGGAAGAAGAAUUUGCCAUAAACAAAGAUGACAAAGUUCUUACGAACAUUGAUGACUCUAUUGUGAAUAAACCUGAGGAAAGGGAAAUGGAUGGAACAGUAGCGACCGACAUGCAGUCGCCUGUUGUAGAACAGGCAGUAAACAAAGGCUCCGGAGAAGAACUGGUUGAAGCUGUAAACAUCGGUGCCCGUGAUGUGGGAAGACCAAUUGCUCUUUAUUCAUCCGAUCUAGACACUUCACCGCAGUCUAGGUUGAUUGAAGAUAAUAAUGGAAAAGAGUUGUCUGCUGAUUCGGGGUUUGAAGUUAAUGCCAAAUUGUCAGUGAAUGAAAAUGUCGAUGUCGCCGGGAUUGGAGAUCUCGGAGAGUCGGCAAUUGUGGACCAAAAGGUUGAGGCUGUCGGUACUGUUGGGGAUGAAUUUGCGAAUUGGAAAGGUGGGUGGGAAGCAGAUACAGAUCCUUCCGAUUUUGCCAGUCUUCAAAAUCUCGAAAUUGAUGUACAGAGUAUGGCUAAAACUGAUUCUCCUGCUAAUAAUAGUAAAGAAGAGUCAUCUGAUGUGGCAAAUCCUGAUGGAACACCAACUAAUCCUGAUACUGAAGUGCUCCUACCUUCCGGUACUAUUGCAUCUCAUACUACCAGAGCAACUGAUUUGGAUGAGACUGGUAGAUCUGAAACCAGUCCUGAGAAAUUGGCUUCAUUUAAUGCUGACUGGAGUGAAGGUGACAAUGCAUGGGGUGGAGAUGCGGAUACCAAUAUUAAUGAUGAAGAAAAGCCAAAUCUUCAUACAGAUGACAAGCCGGUCGAACCAGAUUCUAAUUUGAUUCAACGAAAUGCCGAAGGUGAGCUGGAGACUGCUAGAUCAUCGGAAAUUGAUGCCAAUGUGUCCGCGAACGAACCCCGCGAUUGGGAUUUGUAUGGAAAUUCGCCACCGACCAAAAAAAUUGAUUCUGAAGGUUUAGAAGAAGAAAUCAAAGCUCAAACACCUACUUCCUCAAAUGAGUGGAAGACAGAGGUGGAAAGGGUUGAAGGAAACGAACCUCUUUUUGAAGAACAAGCUAUUAACGCUGGUACUUCUGCUGAGAAACUUCUUGAAGAAGGGCAGUCGCCUCUUUCGGCAAAACCAGCAAACAAUGCCGAUUUGGGUGAGGAUGAAACCACCUGGGCCGAAGAUGCAGAUAUCUCGGUUAAUGUGACACAAGAACACCAUGACCUUCGGCGAUUCAGGUCUGACAGUGCUUUACCAGGGAACACUUAUUGCGAAAAGGAAGACUUACCAACCACUAAUAUUCCAUCUGCUCCUCCCUUCAGCAACGCAUACAUAUCCCAAUCAAAGACUGCCUAUUUCUCACGAACCGUUGUAGAUCGCCAGGAGAAGCAGUUGGCGGUGGGGGGUACUGUGGCUUCGACACCUCGCAUUAUCCUUGAGUCGAGUUCCGUUCACCCAGAACCUUCGGAAGUUCAAGCUGUAGAUGCUGAUCAGUCGAAAGCGGUCAAUGAUAACUUCGAGGACUCUUCCAAGAGCCCAGAUGAAGCUAAAGUUGAUGAUGUGGGAAAUAAUGAGGCUGUUAAAUUGGUCCAAAAAGUUAAUGGAAGUCAGCGUCCUCUUGAACAGUGGACUCUCCUCCCAGCUCUAAGGGUCGAGUGUAUGCAGGCCGAAGUUUUGCUCGAGGAGUUCGAUCUGUUCCUCUGUCAUUGCAGUUUGAGGGAAGAGGUACCUCAUGGAGAGGAUCUGCAAAGUCCAGAGAUCCAGACCCUAGUAAUGUCCCAACUGCCGGAGGGGACAUGGCUCUCUCUGGAGGAGCCACAAUUAGCCAGCAGUGGAAUUCAGAAGAUUGAGGUUCAGCGAUCCUUCAUUGACAAGGUGGAGACUGGCUACUUCGCCAAAGUCGGGGGAAAGAAUAAACUGAAGCGUUUGACACUAAGGAAUGUCCAAGGCUCAGCAGUGGUGGACAAAAACAUGCUUCAGGGAUUGGAGAAGUCUUUGAACUACCUGGUGGUAGCCAACGGUCUUACGGUCAACAUCGCUGAUCUUACGGAAAUGGAGUACCUAACAGAUCUGGGAUUGAUGAGCACCAAGAUAGUUGGAACUCCGGCAGAUUUUGAGAAACUCCUACCCCGGCUGCGCUCGCUGGAAAUAAAGAAGUGCCAUCUCCUCCAGUUGCCAUGGGAGGCAUUGGCCAAAUGGUUGACGGAGAGCGAUUCCAGGCGUCUGAAAAUUAAUGACAACGACUGGAAUUGCGAUUGCUCAAUGGUGAAACUGAAACACCUACACCCAGGUGUUGUGGAAAAUGAGCUGCAAAGGCUGAAGUGUGCGAGCCCACCAAACCUCGCCGGAAAGCAGUUGUCCGAGCUUACGGAUAAGGACCUCUGCCCAGAGGGAGAACCGGAUAUGAAGCAGGGAGGCGGUGAGGACUCAUUAAAGGCCUCAAGCAGCACCAGCGAGGACGGCGGCGAUAAGAGCGGAAGUGGCAGUGACAGUAGCCCAGCUGACCUCGGGCCAUCUAGUGGACACCAGGCGGAAGACGGUAGGGCGAGGAGUAGCGCAAUGAGAACCGAGGUGAUCAUUGGGGGCACGGUGGUCGGUGCGCUCGUUGUGGCUUUCAUUGUCUUCAUCAUUAUUUAUAAAUGUCGUCUCUACCCGGAGAAGAAGAAUAGAGAGGAGAGAACUAGCAGGACGCAUCAGAACAAGAGAUACGUAAAUGUAAUAGAAGAGCCUCCGCUUCAGCAAUAUGGAAACAACAGCCGAGGUAAGGAGAACGGCAAAUUUGCUGAGGGAGCUCCAGUUUAG
This is a messenger RNA of Echinococcus granulosus, 6882 nucleotides long. Its product is annotated as Conserved oligomeric Golgi complex subunit. Gene Ontology annotation, biological process: intra-Golgi vesicle-mediated transport. Gene Ontology annotation, cellular component: COG complex. The record is from RefSeq and is a predicted model, not a curated record. Bases 1 to 6882 code for a protein of 2293 amino acids. Lineage: Eukaryota; Metazoa; Platyhelminthes; Cestoda; Cyclophyllidea; Taeniidae. The transcript has 10 exons.